Messenger RNA from Sesamum indicum (sesame), 1064 nucleotides. NCBI's taxonomy places the organism in Eukaryota, Viridiplantae, Streptophyta, Magnoliopsida, Lamiales, Pedaliaceae. The record is from RefSeq and is a predicted model, not a curated record.
GUAAACGCAACCACACACUCCUUCCACUCCCCUCCAAUUCUUCACUCCCCGCAUCCUCUUGACGAAUUCUUUGCACUCUCUCUCAUCGCUCGACACUCGCAAUUCUCAACUCAAUCUGAUUUCGAAGAAAAAUGGUAAAGCUAGCCUCAGCCCGCGAAAGCAGAAUGUACGGGCCAAGAUUGUCCCGGAACAGAUCAGAGUACAUGAAUGCGGGCCUAUACGUGUUCGCAACGAUCCUGCUUCUGGGAGGUUUCACCGCCCAGCUUUCGCACGAGCCCAAAUCCGGGCUCGUGCUGCUGCUAAUAGGAUUUUUGAUAAUUAUAUUGGUUAACUUGCAUGAUCUCAUCGCUCAUCUUGCGGGGAUCGAUUACCGGUUGCCGUUGAUGGAGUUCGAUCUGCAGUUGGGACUCGUCGAGUUCGCCGUGCCUCUGGUUUAUACUAUAGGGACGCUUCUCUUUUUCCUGGCAACUCUUUUUCUUUUCCUCCAGGCAGAAAAAGGAUACGUGAACUUCAAACUGGAACGGGUCGCUUUAAGCAUGCUUGUUGCGGGUCCGGCUCUAUGGCUUCUUGGAUCAAUCCAUAACUCAUGUCAGAUCUAUGAGAGGUCGGAUGGACAUGUUCAAAUCUUGCAGGAGUCUGUUCUUAUUCCGUUCUUGAUGGCGAGUAUGUUGUUUCUUGUUGGUGCAAUUGUCAAUGGUCGAGAGCAGGUUGGACAUAGUCAUCAUCAUGGCUUGAAGUUAUUGGGUGAUACAUGGAUAUGGCUAGGUAUAUUCGGAAGCCUAAUACUCUUUAUCGGAGCAUUGGCAAAUGUCGUAAAAGUUUUCAAGAUGCUACAACUUAGCGGCCUAAGAUUAGAGAAACUGAGGCGGUUGGUCCGACUAAGAGAAGGGCAGAUGCCACUCAUCGGGGGAGAACAGAGGAGACCACCCAACCGUAUAAGUGAAGGGCCGAUGCCACCCAUUGUGGAAGAACAGAGGAGGGAGAGGCCUGCGGUGGACAUCGAGGAGGGUGCAUCCAAGGAAGUUCCGACGCCCUAUAAAGACGUCCUUGUUGGUCAGAGAUGA